Molecule: messenger RNA, 525 nt
Organism: Coffea arabica (coffee)
Lineage: Eukaryota; Viridiplantae; Streptophyta; Magnoliopsida; Gentianales; Rubiaceae
Source: RefSeq, a predicted model, not a curated record
AUGGCGAACAAAAGGAGCUUAUUACACCUUCAAGCUUAUCAGAAAGCAAAGCUGGGGAAGGAGUUAACAGGAGUUAAAGUCAGCAGGGGGGCGCCAGUCAUCACUCAUCUAUUCUUUGCUGAUGACUCCUUGGUGUUCUGCAAAGCUAGCAAACAAGAAGCUGAGAAACUGAUCAUGAUACUUAAAGAGUAUGAAGAGGCAACUGGGCAGUUUAUUAACUUGGAAAAGUCAUCAGUGUUUUUUAGUAAAAAUACAAUGCCAGCUGUGAGGAGUGAGGUCUGUCAGGCACUGGGGUCAAUUAAACAGGUAGAGCAAGGCAAAUACCUUGGACUGCCCAUGAUUAUUACAAAAUCUAAGAGCCAGGUUUUUGGAUUCAUAAGGAACACUAUAGACAAGAAACUGCAAGAAUGGAAAAAUAAGCUUCUGAGCCAGGCAGGGAAAGAGAUUAUGCUAAAAGCUGUGGCAAUGGCCAUGCCUACCUACACAAUGUCCUGUUUCAGAAUGAAUUCAAAGCUGUGCAGAUAA